Messenger RNA from Plasmodium berghei ANKA, 726 nucleotides. Its product is annotated as conserved Plasmodium protein, unknown function. Lineage: Eukaryota; Apicomplexa; Aconoidasida; Haemosporida; Plasmodiidae. Bases 1 to 726 code for a protein of 241 amino acids. The transcript has a single exon. The record is from RefSeq and is a predicted model, not a curated record.
AUGAAAUAUUACAUUAAAUUGUUCAAAAACAAAUUGUGGCCCAAAGGGAAAAAAAGACAAACUCACACGAUAGUAUCUACAAAUAACAAAAUAAAAAAUGAAAAAAGUGCAAACCAAAAAAGUACGAACAUUUCUAAUGCCAGUAUAGUUACUCAAGAAAAUGAAAAUAGAAAAAAAAAUUUUAAAAAAAUUCAAUUAGGAAAUAAAAGUAAUUUAGACCAUUUUAGUAACAUUAAAUUCGAAAUGAAUAAUAUAAAAUAUAAUGAAAUAAGAAGAUACUACCUAAACAAUUCUAACAAUUUUAUUAAUCCAGAUGGAUUAAAAUGUAAUAUAUUAUCCGCCAUCAAUUGUGACGAUAAUAUCUUAUUUUAUUUAUUUGUUUUUUCUUUUACAAAUAUAAAAAAUUAUUUGUUAGAACUUAUACAAAUACAUAUUAAAAAUUCGAAAACAAAUGAAACAGUAUCUAAAAAUGUUCCAUUUUUUAUCAUAAAUCCCAACAAUUCUAUAAGCCCUGAUGCAAAUUUUGAUCAAUCUAACUUUCAAUAUACUUCAAAUAAUUACAAGCUUUUUAGUAAUGUUAAAAUAGCAAUAAAAAUACAAGAAAAUAUUAAAAUAAGUAAAUAUGCAAAUGAAAAUACAUAUAUUCAAGAUAUAUCUAUGGAUAAUAUAUUUUAUGUUAUAGAAUACAGAAUGUGGAAUAAUUAUUAUGAACUAGUUCAAAUUUAA